Molecule: messenger RNA, 1761 nt
Organism: Penicillium arizonense
Lineage: Eukaryota; Fungi; Ascomycota; Eurotiomycetes; Eurotiales; Aspergillaceae
Product: dolichyl-P-Man:Man(6)GlcNAc(2)-PP-dolichol alpha-1,2-mannosyltransferase
Exons: 4
Coding region: 1-1761 (586 amino acids)
Biological process (GO): protein N-linked glycosylation
Cellular component (GO): endoplasmic reticulum membrane
Molecular function (GO): alpha-1,2-mannosyltransferase activity
Source: RefSeq, a predicted model, not a curated record
AUGGCGAAUACAGGGGCUGAUACGCCCAAGACGAAGCAGCGUCCCCCACCACCACCAUUCUACAUCCCACUCAACAUCACCCUCUACCUAUGCCUAGUGGCCAAUGGCCUUGCGGCACUAUUCUCCCCAAUCCAAGAUUGUGAUGAAGUGUUCAACUUCUGGGAGCCUACACACUACUUACAGCAUGGAUAUGGUCUCCAAACCUGGGAAUACUCGCCAGCCUAUUCUAUCCGGAGCUGGCUCUAUGUGUCAUUACAUGCCGCGGUAGGGAAACUGGGUUCCAUGGUGGUGCAUAGCAAGACAGCUGAAUUCUACACAAUUCGCCUUACUCUUGCAUUUGUAUGCGCUGCCUGUCAGACUCGGUUAUACUCGGCCAUCUGUCGCACCCUGAGCCCCCGCAUCGGUCUCUUGUUUGUGAUGAUUGUUACAGUCAGCCCGGGCAUGUUCCAUGCUUCAACUGCCUUUUUGCCAUCUACCUUUACCAUGUAUAUGUCCAUGCUUGGCUUGGCUUCUUUCUUGGAUUGGAAGAAUGGACGGAAGACAGCACAAGGGAUUAUGUGGUUUGGUCUGGGUGCGAUUGUUGGAUGGCCAUUCGCCGGUGCUUUACUUGUUCCUCUUUUGAUCGAGGAGGUUGUUCUCGCCAUUGCUUCUAGGUCUUUUGCCUCACUCUUCUGGUCCAUCUCCGAUGGUGCUAUGCUUUGUCUAUCAAUUUUGACUCUUGAGGUAGCAGUUGACUAUGCCUUCUUUCAGAAGCUCGUUCUCGUGCCAUGGAACAUUGUCGCAUACAAUAUCCUGGGUGGCGAGGGCAAGGGGCCAGACAUUUUUGGCACAGAGCCAUGGACCUUCUAUAUUCGGAAUCUCCUGCUCAACUUUAAUGUGUGGUUCUUGUUUGCCAUACUAUCCGCGCCAAUUCUGCUCUUGCAGACCGUCUGCCGAGCGAACGGAACUUCUGUGAAGACAAUGCUGCGUUCCAUGGCCCUGGUCGCCCCUUUCUACAUGUGGUUCGGGAUUUUCUCGGCCCAGCCUCACAAGGAGGAGCGGUUUAUGUACCCUGCAUACCCAUUCCUUGCACUCAGCGCGGCUCUUUCAUUCCAUCUCAUCCUGACCUGGAUUGGAUCUACUAACCCGAAGGAGCUGAUUGGUCGUGUACCGGCCAAACUCAAGCUAGCCGCUGCUGUGUCUGUUGUUCUGGUCGCUGUAAACGCCGGCAUGCUGCGUACCCUGGGCAUGGUUACAGCGUAUGGUGCGCCACUGAGGGUCUUCGAACCUCUCCAGCAGGUUGAUAUUGCGCAUACGGGAGACUCGGUAUGUUUCGGCAAGGAAUGGUAUCGCUUCCCAUCGUCGUACUUCCUUCCCCACGAAAUGCGUGCCAAAUUCAUCCGAAGUGAGUUCCGGGGACUACUUCCGGGUGAGUUCCCGAAUGCGCCGAGCUACCUCGCUCGUCUGGAUGGCGCCUCGCAGAUCCCAUCUGGCAUGAAUGAUCUCAAUAUUGAGGAUCCCAGCAAAUACGUUGAUAUCUCUCAAUGUUCUUUCCUGGUCGACUCCUACUUCCCUGGUCACGCCGCGACCGAGCUGGAACCCAACUAUCUCCUGGACAAGGAGAACUGGAAAACUCUGUCAUGCGCAAGCUUCCUUGAUGCAUCCGAGACUGGUCUCCUGGGUCGAUUGAUCUGGAUCCCUGAUUUCCCUGUCAUCCCAGAUCGCUUCCGACGCAAAUGGGGCCAGUACUGUCUUCUCCAGCGCAGCACAAGCAACGUAUAG